This is a messenger RNA of Anastrepha obliqua, 1094 nucleotides long. Its product is annotated as fas apoptotic inhibitory molecule 1. Gene Ontology annotation, biological process: negative regulation of extrinsic apoptotic signaling pathway via death domain receptors; canonical NF-kappaB signal transduction; positive regulation of neurogenesis. The transcript has 4 exons. The record is from RefSeq and is a predicted model, not a curated record. The coding region runs from base 292 to 960 and encodes 222 amino acids. Lineage: Eukaryota; Metazoa; Arthropoda; Insecta; Diptera; Tephritidae.
UCAACGGAACGGUUCCGAAUAUUCAGAGAGCAAAGUGCGAUAAAAGGAAUAAGACAAAGAGAAAGUUUUCAGAUUUCGUGUUUGAGAAAAAAAUUUUAAUUUGUUAAAAGGUGUUGUGAGAAAAAGAGUGUAAAAGUAAUUUUAACUCGAAUUUGUUAAACUUUAAGUGCGAGUGGCGAAAAUGUGAUAUUGGAAAAAAAAUUUGUUAAAUCUUUGGAAGAAGUAGAAAAUUAAAAACAACUGACACGAUUAUUGUUAAAGCUAAAGCGCAUUUGAGAACUUUGCACUAAAAUGUCCUUCCUUUCGCCAUCGCUGAGAUUGGAGAACCUGCCGAACGAACCAAUUAUGACACUCGACCACAUACCGGAAGAAAAGCGUUACAACAAAAAUAAUAUAGUGGCCAAGUGGUGUGCGCCAAUAAAUGGAAAAAUGUAUCGUAUCGAGCUAGAACAUGGAACUACCACGGGUCGACGCAUGAUAUGGGUUAACGGGAAGGAAGUCUUGCGCCGCGAUUGGAUGUUCAAAUUGGUUGGCGAAGAUUCAUUUUAUAUAGACCAAGCGCGUUGCAUUAUACGCGUAGAUCCGGCACCUGGUUUCAGAUAUGACUACUCACUAUAUAUCGACGGCAAGCCGCAUGAACAGUACACCGACGAGCUGACCAAACAUUAUCGCCUGUGGCUGGUCACCGUCGAUGAUAUCGACUAUCGCAUAAUGUUGGAAUUGGACACGAUCAAUUUGUAUGUGAACGAUCAGUUGAGAGGAGAAACGGGCGAAUUCGUUGAUGGUGGUACGGAUACCAAGUUUAACGAGAAUGGCAUCGAUUUCGUAUUGCAGGCGCGUUCAAGUGGCAAUAAAUUAGAUGGAUUGACGCACACUCUACUAGCGAAUGGUGAAAUCGUACCUGAGGCUAAGAUAUUGGAAAUUAUGCAAGAGCGAAUCUCAAUCUUAUCGCCAACUUAAAGUUGAUUUUAUUAUUUUAUGUCUAAGUUAAAAAAUUAUAUGAACGGAGAAGUUCUCGCAAUGUGCUAAAAAUGUAUGAGUUUUAAUUAAAAGUGAGUGAUAUGUAUAAAUAAAUUGUGAAUAGGCACUGCAAA